Messenger RNA from Notodromas monacha, 1611 nucleotides. The record is from the annotation of a GenBank genome assembly. Lineage: Eukaryota; Metazoa; Arthropoda; Ostracoda; Podocopida; Cyprididae.
CAUACUUACUGUGACGCCGUCUUCGAUUUUUACACACAUUUACAAAUGUCUGCGUCCUUAAGAGGCAAUACUGGGCGCCCGUCGGUGUUGUCUGUAGGUGAAAGAAGUUACUUCUGUACGAGGUUUAAGUGUCAGAACUUUCAUCCGGCGAUUGUCGUGCAUGUGUUCAAAUUUAUAUUUUCGAAACGGGCAAGUGUGUUUCUGAGUUGUAUAUUUGCAUGGCCGUUGGUUUUUUUUAUUAAAUUUUCUGUUUAUGAGUACAUGUACUGCUCGACGUCGGAGCGCACUGCGAAGUUUCCCGUGCAUUGUUCAAUUUUCAAAUUGGAUUAUGAAUCGGAACGAUGAGAGCUUCCAAGAAGUCCGUUUUCCGCCUCGCGGAACAUGGUCUUCUAGGAACCACUCACCUUUGCCCGUUGAAAUGCCACUAUUAAUACCCACGCCGUCCAUUCUUCAUGCCAUGCUGAUGAAAUUCCCAGGUUUUCCGGUUGAUUUCGUUUCAACAUUCUUGACAGAAUCUGUGAGGAGCUGUCCGUUUGAACCUUGAAGUCGGCGCUCGAAGAAGAAUUAUUUAAAUAAUGGCUAGCAAAAUGGAAAUGAGCCUGGAGGAUAUUAUUGCUCAAAGCAAGAAAAGUGGGGGUAUGCCCCGUGGGCGAGGUCGAGGGGCAGGACGAGACGCCGGUGGUAGGCGUGGAGCAACUGGCGGACCGUUCCGUCGCAGAGGUGCUGGUUCGCGAACUGGCGCUCCAUAUGCUCGGGGAAAUGUGGAAUCCAGGUGGGAACAUGACUUAUUUGAUGGAGGCAAUCGUGCGAAGCUCACUCAGCGUAAUUCAGACCUUGGAGCUUCUGGGAAACUUCUGGUUUCAAAUUUGGACUUCGGAGUGAGCGACAAAGACAUGAAGGAAUUAUUCGCGGAGUUCGGUCCAUUGGAGAAAGCGCAAGUUCAUUACGACAGAUCUGGUCGAUCAUUGGGAACUGCGGAUAUAGUGUUUGUUCGACGGAACGACGCCGUACGAGCCAUGAGGCAGUACAAUGGUGUUCCCUUGGACGGCAGGGCAAUGGACAUUCAACUGACUGCAUCUGCUGACGAAGUUGUGACAGCUAAGUCGAGGAUUGGACCUAUUCGGGGCCGAGGGUUAGGUCGCGCCGUUGGCGGCCGCGGCAGAGGCGGUGCCGUUCGCGGGCGACGUGGUGCGCCUAGAGGAGGUGGAGGUGGAGGACGUGGCGGUCGAAAGGAACAACUGAGCGUCGACGAAUUGAACAAGCAAUUGGAUGAAUACUUGAGCCAGAAAUGAUCCAUUCCUGUCGUGUCCUAAAAUUCUAAACCUUCCCUGCCUCAGAAUAGCACGCGAAUUUCUGGGUGACUUGUGAAUUUCCCCACGCUCUUUUUGGUUUUGAAAUUUUCGAUGUAGCGCCCGAUCUCAUGCCAUGUUUUCGCCGCUUCGGUGUACCUUUUCGGACGAAAUUGCUCUUCAGACGCUGGUGUGAUCUAGUGUGGGCGGCGUGUGUAGCGUACUAUAAACCUUGUUGGAUUGACAAAUUUUUUUCUCUGUCCGUUUUAUAAUGAAUUUGUUGAGCAUAAAAGCGCCGCUUGUGUGUCGAGAGCUUUUGGGA